Manihot esculenta (cassava) is the source of this 1782-nucleotide messenger RNA. RefSeq lists its product as uncharacterized. NCBI's taxonomy places the organism in Eukaryota, Viridiplantae, Streptophyta, Magnoliopsida, Malpighiales, Euphorbiaceae. The coding region runs from base 153 to 1556 and encodes 467 amino acids. The transcript is spliced from 6 exons. Gene Ontology annotation, molecular function: protein binding. The record is from RefSeq and is a predicted model, not a curated record. Gene Ontology annotation, biological process: RNA processing.
CCAAAUAAGAGAAAAGGAAUCACAUUCACAUGGCUCUUGCCAUCUUGUUAAGCUUUAACUUGCAAACUUACAAACCUUUUGCCCUUUCUCUUGCAUUGUCUGAUUUCAAGGACCUCAAGGGAGCUCAACAUUUCUGUUAAAGAUCCAAGAUCAUGCUUCUGAGGAGUUCAUCACACCCUGCAAUCGGGACUCUACUCUCACCAGUCUCAGACAGCCCUACUGAACUCAAUCAAGACACAAGUAGUUUUCGGCAGCUCAGAGGAUUUCGAAGAGCUUGGUCGGAUAGUAACUUGGAAAGGUCACUGCAUUCAUCUUGUCAUAAAGAAGAGCUUCAUUGUUCAACCACACCCCAUAAGUUCCCAGAAAGUCAUAGCAGGACCAUGUUGCGCAGUGCUCCUUCUUUGUCGAUAUUUAAUGUGAAUGAUGUGGUAGAAGAUCAAGAUAAUAAUGGAGGAGAAAAGGAGUCUCUGAUCAGAACAAUUACUAUUGGAGAGAUGAUAGAAGCUAAAGGUAGUGGAGAGUUCAAUUUUGGAAAUGAGCACAUGGGGCUGAUAGAGGAAGAAGGAGAUCUAAAUGGGAUUGAAAAUUUGAAUCUUGAAGAAACAAUGGAACCAGUUAGUCCUCCCUUGUAUCUUGCUUCAGGUCUUGGGAUUGAUGGCAUUGAUUUUGGCGGCGGAAAUGGCGGUGGCGUUGGCGGUUUUGAUUUGACUUCGCCGAACUUUGAUGAAAGUGGCGAUCUUGAAGAGUACUAUAAGAGGAUGGUUGAUGAGUUUCCCUGCCACCCUCUGUUUCUAGCAAAUUACGCUCAGCUUUUGGAGUCUAAGGGAGACCUUGACGGAGCUGAGGACUACUAUCAUCGGGCCACACUCGCAGAUCCUGAAGAUGGUGAAGUCUUACUGAAGUAUGCUAAACUGGAGUGGCAGCUUCACCAUGAUCAAUGUAGUGCUUUGAGUAACUAUCAACGUGCUGUUCUGGCUGCUCCUAAAGAUAGCAAUGUUCUUGCGGCAUAUGCGAGUUUUCUUUGGGAAAUAGAUGCUGAUGGUGAAGAAGAGGCAUUUCAGGCAAAGCAUAUUCAGGUUGAACAACAUCCAACUUUGCCCGGCAACUCAAACACCAAUCAAGAACCUAGGCUUAGCAUCGAUGCGGCUCAUCACUCAGCCUCUGAAGCUGACAAGGGCAACAAUCCUGAAGAGUACUACAGGAGGAUGGUUGAGGAAAAUCCUUCCAACUCUUUGGUUUUACGAAAUUAUGCUCAGUUUCUGUACCAGUCAAAGGGGGACCUUCCAAGCGCCGAGGAAUAUUACUCGCGUGCUGUACUAGCUGAUCCUGGGGAUGGUGAAAUCAUGUCAGAGUACGCAAAGUUGGUGUGGGAAGUUCAUCGAGACCAUGGUAAAGCCUCAAGUUACUUUGAGCGAGCAGUUCAAGCUACUCCCGAGGAUAGCCAUGUUGUUGCAGCAUAUGCUAGUUUCCUCUGGGAAACAGAAGAAAAUGAAGAGGAAAGCACAAAUUCUGAUCAAUUUCACUAUGAAGGUUCGGUGACAACCGCUCAACUCUAACAUGGAUUAAAUAAACAGCAGCAGGAACCUAAUGCUUUACUCAAGGGUACAAAUUCAGGCUGAGAUAAUCCACAACUGUACCAAUCAGAAGAGUGAAGGUCUUCUGUAGAUCUUUUAGCUGCUCUAAUUAGUUUCCUGUGAUCUGCACAAGUGACUUCUGACAUGUUUGAAUUACAAUAAACAUACCUACUCAGAAUAAAACAGGAUUCCCCCCAUUUUAAUUGCA